AUGCUACUUCUGGAAGAAAGCAAGAUGGAGAGAAGACCUGAAAUAUUGUUACCAGCACCUUCUAAAAAAUCUGGCAGGACCAAGGAGAAACCAGCACCACCAGCCAGAGACAAAAAGCACAAGGUGAAGACAGUGACGAUCCAGGAGCCAGAUAAAGAAAAAGUACGAGCAAGAGAAGAGGAAACAGGAGACAAGGACGAUAUUGAGUACAAAAAGGAUGAACCCUGCACUGUGAUUAAUGUGGACAGUGUAAGGCAGAGGACCAAUAAAGAGUGCGAGUCGCUGCUGGGUCUGCUGGAGAGUGAGUGGCAUGAAGAAGCCCUGAAGCCGAAGAGUCUUGGAGUUUGUGAACUACUUCUCAUAAUCACAGCCGUUACUUUUAUUAUAUUAUUUUUCCCUAUAUCGAUAUGGUUCUGUGUAAAGGUUGUGCGAGAGCAUGAGCGUGCUGUGGUCUUUAGACUCGGGCACCUGCUACAAAGAAAACCAAGGGGACCAGGGCUGCUCUUUUUUCUCCCGUUUUUGGAUGUUUGUCAUAUAGUGGAUGUUCGGGUGAAAAUGCUGAAGGUUCCCUCUCACUCUGUUGUAACGAAGGACCUGGUGUGUACAGAGGUGAGUGCAGUGUGUUACUAUCGCGUUGAGAAUGUGUCGGUGUGUUAUUCGUCUCUGGCGGGAGUCCCAGCUGUACUGCAGGCUUUGGUUCAGGUCUCAGUCCGAGAGGUGCUUGCUCAUCAUACCUUCACCCACAUCUUACAAAACAGGAGCCAAGUCGCCCACCAGAUCCAGGUUACACUGGACUCUAUUGCUUGUAGGUGGGGAAUUAAAGUGGAGAGAGCUGAGAUAGAGGACCUCUGUCUCCCACCUGAACUUCAGCAGAACUUCGCUGUAGAAGCAGAAGCAAAGAGACAAGCUCAAAUCAGAGUGAUUGCAGCUGAGGGUGAGAGGACGGCCUGUGAAGCUCUCAAAGCCUCUAUCGACUGUCUCUCUGACUCUCCUCUGGCCGUCCAGCUGCGUCUCCUCCAGCUCCUCCACACGCUGCGCUCUGAUCAGCCAGCUGUGCUUCUUAAUCUCCCAUCAGACCUCCUCAGCCACCCGCUUCAACCUCCAGAAACAACCAACCCUACCAGUCUGAACCAUCCAAGAGAGGACGGCUCAAAGAAAACGACUGAAGACUCGCCAAUGAUGUAA
Molecule: messenger RNA, 1185 nt
Organism: Trichomycterus rosablanca
Lineage: Eukaryota; Metazoa; Chordata; Actinopteri; Siluriformes; Trichomycteridae
Gene: nphs2
Product: NPHS2 stomatin family member, podocin
Exons: 8
Coding region: 1-1185 (394 amino acids)
Cellular component (GO): plasma membrane
Source: RefSeq, a predicted model, not a curated record